UCUCUCUCAACUCAUCUUUUGCAUUUUUUCGCUCAGAAAAGUAAAGGUGGGACAUUUGCAUCUUUUGCAUUUUUUGCAUUAUGUGGGAAAUUGUUUAAUCGUUUUCUUAAGCAGUUUUCUUGAAUGAAAUGAAAUUUUGGGGUUUUCGAGAAAAGGGAAUAGAGAAUUUUGAGAGUUCUGUACCGAAUCGUGGAGUCAAGCAUGUAUUCUUCUUUGAUCCAGAUGUGGCAUUUAAAUCUUGGGAGGAUCAUAGAAAACAACUUGAAUUGGAGAAGGCUCGUAAAUCUGGGCUUGCACCAACAGAGGUUGAUGAAGAUGGCAAAGAGAUUAACUUUCAUAUUCCUCUAUAUGUCAUUUUUGAGAACCGGUAUGCUUUAAAUUUCUGAGAUUGCUAAAUUAUUUUUGUGAGAGUGUAAUGUCUAAACUGGAUAUUUAUGUAGCAUUGUUCCUUUCUAACUUAUUGUUAGAGUUUGAAACUUGAGAGGAAAUUAAAAUUGGAUCCAAAUUAUACUA
Molecule: messenger RNA, 513 nt
Organism: Humulus lupulus (European hop)
Lineage: Eukaryota; Viridiplantae; Streptophyta; Magnoliopsida; Rosales; Cannabaceae
Product: pre-mRNA-splicing factor SLU7-A-like
Exons: 2
Coding region: 129-386 (85 amino acids)
Biological process (GO): mRNA splicing, via spliceosome
Cellular component (GO): spliceosomal complex
Molecular function (GO): pre-mRNA 3'-splice site binding
Source: RefSeq, a predicted model, not a curated record